Oenanthe melanoleuca is the source of this 3707-nucleotide messenger RNA. RefSeq names its product family with sequence similarity 172 member A (gene ARB2A). The record is from RefSeq and is a predicted model, not a curated record. The transcript has 13 exons. Gene Ontology annotation, biological process: regulatory ncRNA-mediated heterochromatin formation. Bases 386 to 1597 code for a protein of 403 amino acids. Gene Ontology annotation, molecular function: siRNA binding. Lineage: Eukaryota; Metazoa; Chordata; Aves; Passeriformes; Muscicapidae. Gene Ontology annotation, cellular component: nucleus.
CGUCAGCGCGCGCGGACCCCGGAAGUGGAGCCAGCAGGGGGCGGGCGGAGCCGCGCGCGCGGCACUAGGCCCGGAGCGGCCGCGCGCUCCCCGUGACGGCGCCGCGCGCGCGCGCGCCUCGUCCCGUCCCGUCCCGUCCCGUCCCGCCGGCGGCAGCGCCAGCGCCAGGGUAGCUCCAGAUAGAAGCCCCGGGUGAUGGCUGUUGCUGAAGUCGCCAGUGUUGCCAGUGCUUCCUGCCUGCCUGCCAGCUGGAGGUCUGAUGUGCCUGCCACCGCUGGUGUUAGUCUAGGCGCCCCCCAGCCCACCUCUGUCAGAACAUGAUCAUUGUUUGAAUAAUAAUCUACAUUUACCUCAGUAUUUCAAGGUUUGUUGAGAGUUUGGGUAAAUGAUGGCUCAGCUCCAGCAAGGAGGUCCGGAUGAAAAAGAGAAGACCACUGCAUUAAAGGAUUUAUUGUCUAGAAUAGACUUGGAUGAACUAAUGAAAAAAGAUGAGCCUCCACUUGAAUUUCCUGAUACUUUGGAAGGAUUUGAGUACAUUUUUAAUGAAAAAGGACAGUUAAGACACAUUAAAACUGGGGAGCCAUUUGUUUUUAAUUAUCGUGAAGAUUUGCAUAGAUGGAACCAAAAGCGCUAUGAAGCUCUUGGAGAGAUCAUUACUAAAUACAUUUAUGAACUACUGCAGAAUGAAUGCCACUUGAAGAAAGUAAUUCUUCCAGUUGAUGCAAUUGAGAGUGAACCAAAGAGCUUUAUCUUUAUGAGUGAAGAUGCAUUAGUAAAUCCUGACAAACUGUUGGUCCUAAUUCAUGGUAAUGGUGUUGUCAGAGCUGGUCAGUGGGCUAGGAGACUCAUAAUUAAUGAAGAUCUGGACAGUGGGACCCAGAUACCAUACAUAAAGAGAGCUAUUGAGGAAGGCUAUGGAGUAAUAGUUCUGAAUCCCAAUGAGAACUAUAUUGAAGUUGAGAAGACAAAAGCCCAAAUACAGCUGUCUUCUGAUAUCUCAGAUGAACCUGCAGAAAAGAGAGAAAGAAAAGAUAAAAUCCAGAAGGAAACAAAGAAGAGACGUGACUUCUAUGAAAAGUACCGAAAUCCACAAAAAGAAAAAGAAACUAUGCAGAUCUAUAUUAGAGAUAAUGGCUCUCCUGAAGAACAUGCGAUUUAUGUUUGGGACCAUUUUAUUUCCCAGUCAGCUGCAGAGAAUGUGUUUUUUGUUGCUCACAGUUAUGGUGGACUUGCCUUUGUAGAGUUGAUGAUUCAACGAGAGGCAGAAGUAAAGAAUAGGGUAACUGCUGUGGCCUUGACAGACUCAGUUCACAAUGUGUGGCAUCAGGAAGUUGGGAAAACCAUUCGAGAGUGGAUGCGAGAGAACUGCUGUAACUGGGUGUCCAGCUCCGAGCCCCUGGACACGUCAGUGGAGUCCAUGCUGCCCGACUGUCCCCGUGUCUCUGCAGACACAGGUUCAUUCCUGUCUCUUGGACCUUUAUUUCCACAGCUGCCUGUAUCAGCAUCCACACCAGCCUUCAAGCUCUGCUUCUGGUACAGAGCGCCACGAGCUUACUUCUUGGAAGAGUUUUCCAUCUGUUUUCAAGUUCUUCAGUGAGGCUAUAAAGGCGAAGAACAGCUUGGUGAAACCAACCCCAACACGGCGCUCCCACAGGAUAAAAUAUGAAGAAUUCUAAAAGGAGGGGAGGAAAAAAAACCCACCACCACCAAUGUCUUUGCUGCUUUCUGCAAGGAGUCUCCCAGCCCCUCAUUAGAUUGUUUUCUUCCUAGAGCACAGGGUCGUGAUGUAUACAUCUAAAUAGCGUUUUGCAUUAUUUCUAGAUGAGUGCAACUGUCAAAGCAAUAUGGGUUCACUGGUUGUGCUUCCUGUGGGCUGUAACUUGGAUUUUGUGCUGCCCAUCAGUGUGCAGAUUAAGGCUGACAGUGGUACUGCACAGUGCAGCAUGGUGCAGCUCUAAUUGCCCUGACAUAGCCCUGCACCAAGCUGAUGCCAGAAUUUAACAGCUUCAUUGCAGCCCUAUUGCCUGCAGGAUUUUUUGCAGCAUUCUUCUAUUUUGAGACAGAACAAAAAAUGAAGUACUCUUUUUUAAAAGACAGCCCUAACUCAGAUGUGUUAACCAGCCUAUGACUUUACACCUAGUAGCCUUCUCUUUCUCUGGGACCAAGUGGAAUUUACUUCUAACUCUCUCCUUUUUCUGCUGGCAAGAGUGUCCAAGAAGUUUGGCCCAGAAUUCUAGAAAGGCUCCUUUGUUGAAGAGACUUCUCUUGCUAGAUCAAUGGCAUUAUCUGUAGAUCUUCUCUUUCUUUGGAAAGCUCUACUUAAAAAAAAUCCCUAUUCAUUAGCAGGCUGGAUCACGCUGUGAAAUAUGACAGCAAAAAAAAAAGAGAGACACUGCAUAUUUUUCUGUUUAUUUUUAAACACAAAAAUGCUUCCGAUUCCAUAUGCUGGGUUUGUAAUGGCUUGCCAUCCCAUGAUUAUUCCCUUUUCCCUAAACUUACAGGUUCCUCCCCACUUUCCCAGUCUCUCAGACAAAGAUUGGCCAGCAGGGCACUCUGUGUGGGGAUUUCACACCAUGCAUAGGAGUUAUGUAGCUGUAGACAUAACUGUUGUGUUAGGCAGGUUUUCUCCUAAAACUAGGGGAAAAGAUGUGCUUAAUAGCAUGCCCAGUGAGCAAGCACUCUAAUUGAGCUCCUUUGGGGUUGAUAAUACUAAAUUAAAGUGGUCCUUUCUUUAAUGGCCAUGCCCACCUCACCUCUGAUGCUGUUAGUGGCAAGGAGGCACCACUCAAAACUUGAGUUUUGGACCCAAUCCCACUCUCUCCUCAUGCCCAGUCCUACAGCUGGGGGCCAGAAAUGGUGGUAGGGAGCAUUAAAACAGGACAAUGCCAAAGCAGGAGUACCCUUCAAUGCCACGAGACAAAAGCAGAAGUGCUCAUAGUCAGGUGUAAAGGGAAACACAGCUGGACUUGGGCCUAAAUCCUCCAGGUGAGGGGCACAGAGCACUUACAUCCCUACCUGCUCAUACCUGCAGCAAGGUUUCACUUCCCCAGCUCCUGCUUCAUUGCUGCAUUUAAGCUCUGCCCGUGGGGAGGGGUGCUUGGAGCAAACCCCUGGUGGGGAGGGAGAGGUGUCAGGUCAUGCUUGUGUGGAGGGAAGUGCAGUGUCUGUGCCUGGCAGAUUUUCUUCCUGGAGAGGAGCCUGUUGCUGCAGGGAGAGGACUGCACCCGGCUUCCUGUGUCCAUAUUCCCAGUCUGAGGAUGCUGCUGCCUGUGGCCAGCCUGGUCCCCCACUGUGGGGGUCUGCAGCCCCCCUCUCCCCAGGCCUGUGUCCACCCCAGCCCCCUGGACCAUCCUGUGUGUGUGGUUUGGGUGUCUGUGCUUCAUCAAGACCCAGAGGCCAGGGAAGUUUGCACACACACACACACACCAGACCUGCCACUCUCCAUCUCCAAGGUGAGAUGGAGUCUCUAGGGUGCCCAAGUAUUGGAGGAGCAGAUCUAUUUUUUUAACUGUUGUUUAGAAACAAACUACAAACCUUUCUACUGUAAUGCUCGUCAUUUUCUGAAGAAUUUUUCUUUACUGUGCCCUGGGCCCAGCUCACAUUAUCGCUCCUGUGGGGGGCUGUAGAGCAGAGGGGAUCCUCACCACUGAUACUGCUCCACUUGCAGUAAACAAAAAAUAAACAUGCUCUCUUCUCUCCUUCUUGCA